Neltuma alba is the source of this 1275-nucleotide messenger RNA. Its product is annotated as cinnamoyl-CoA reductase 1-like. Bases 52 to 1038 code for a protein of 328 amino acids. Gene Ontology annotation, molecular function: oxidoreductase activity, acting on the CH-OH group of donors, NAD or NADP as acceptor. The record is from RefSeq and is a predicted model, not a curated record. Lineage: Eukaryota; Viridiplantae; Streptophyta; Magnoliopsida; Fabales; Fabaceae. The transcript is spliced from 6 exons.
CACCAUUCACCUUUCCCUUUGGAGAAAAAGAAAGAGAGAAAGCUCAGAACAAUGGAAAGCAACACAGGAAAUGGAAAACUUGUGUGCGUCACUGGUGCUUCUGGCUUUUUGGCUUCAUGGCUCGUCAAGUUCCUUCUUCUUCGUGGUUAUAGCGUCAAGGGAACUGUUCGUGACCCAAAUGAUUCCAAAAAGGUUUCUCACUUGCUUGAACUAGAAGGAGCAAAGGAGAGAUUGCAUCUGAUGAAAGCAAAUCUGUUGGAAGAAGGUUCCUUUGACUCUGCUGUCGAAGGCUGUGAGGGUGUCUUUCAUACUGCUUCUCCUGUUAAUUUUGCUGUCGACAUCGACCCUCAGACUGAACUCAUUGAGCCAGCAGUUAAGGGGACUCUCAAUGUUCUUAAAUCAUGUGUGAAAUCACCGUCUGUGAAACGAGUUGUUUUAACUUCUUCCAUGGCUACAGUUUUAUAUAAUGGAAAGCCUAGGGCUCCUGAAGUUGUAGUUGAUGAAACCUGGUUUUCAAAUCCAGAAUUUUGUAAUGAGCAAUGGUCUGGUUAUUUAGUUUCCAAGGUUUUGGCGGAAGAAGCUGCUUGGAAAUUUGUAAAAGAAAACAACAUUGACAUGGUUACUAUCAAUGCAGCAGUAGUGAUCGGGCCUCUCUUACAACCAACACUUAAUACAAGUUCAACUACUAUUGUGGCUCUGUUAAAUGGGGCAAAAACAUUUCCAAAUCGUUCUUUAUUAUGGGUUCAUGUAAAAGAUACUGUGAAUGCUCAUAUUCAAGCACUUGAGAUUCCUUCGGCUAAUGGAAGAUAUUGUUUGGUUGAGUCAGUGAAACAUUACUCUGAAAUUGUGAAGAUUUUGCGUGAUAUGUACCCAACAUUACAACUUCCAGAUAGAUGUGAAGACGACAAACCCUUCAUGUCAAUCUACCAAGUUUCCAAGGAAAAGGCAAAGACAUUGGGAAUUGAAUUUAUUCCAUUUGAAGUGGGACUUAGAGAGAUAGUGGAAAGCCUCAAAGAAAAGAAAUUUGUCAGCUUUUAAAUUCUAUUGUAAUAUAUUUCAAGUCCAAAUAUCUUUCAAACAUUUAGGUUGUAUUUGGUAUGAAGUAUUGAGAAUAAGAGUUAAGGAUUGAGAUUGUGAAUGAGAGUUAAGAAAUGAGAUUGGGAUGGAAAAAACUCAUUGAAAGAAUAUUUAAUAUGAAGCAGUGUUUGUUAAUCAGGAUUAGGUAGAAUUUAUGUAGGUGAGAUUGUAAAAUACCAUAUAGAGAUGUAGUAUUAA